CUGGGAGAAGAGGGAGGAGCCUACGCCCAUCUGCUGGACGUCAACGCUUCCUUCAUCCAGGUCCGCAACAACACGGAAACCCGUACGUGGUGCCACGGAACGCCAGACUAGGAGUUCUGGAGGAAUACGUCGAGGAGGGAGCCUAUCUCAUCCACCCCGACGAAGAGGCCCUCGCGACGCUCCAAGCGCCUCUCUAGCAGCCCCAGACCAACCAGAGCGCCUACAAUACUGACAGCGAUCAGAUUGAAAGCAUGGAGUCGUUCACGAAUCCGCCGGCUGACGAGCUGCCUGUCGAGCGAGCCACGCAACAGCUCGUCGCCCAGACUAGUCUGAAGCCGAACACCGAGUUCGAAGGCCCCUUCAGCGUGACUACCUACGGCGCCUCCGCCGCUUUAGAGAUCAGCAACGUCAUCCAGGACCACGAACCCGUCUUCACCGACGACGACCAACUCGCCAACGUACCAGAAGAUCAAUGGCUCCAAAUUCCCCUGGUUGACGACUUAUCCUCAGCCAAGUUGGCUCACCGCGUCUACCUUCUGGGCCCACAACUGGGCCCACAAGAGCGCGCUCUCGUCGACGCUGAGUUCGACAAGCUCGACCAGCUCCACGAACAGGGUCGGAUGGAAUGGUCAGGACCUACACGUUUCGGCUUUCCAGUCUUCGUCGUCUAGAGGACGGUGUUAAUCAACGGCGUGCCCACCCGGAAGAGUCGCGUCGUUGUGGAUAUCCGAAGAUUGAACAGAGCAACGGUCAAGGACAGCUACCCGCUUCCUGGGCAGGAAGAUCUGACUAACGCUGUCGCGGGUUGCCCUUUCAUCUCUACCGCUGAUGCCGCAUCCUUCUUCUGCCAAUAGCCCAUGGCGUGUAACGACCGCG
Messenger RNA from Mytilinidion resinicola, 876 nucleotides. RefSeq lists its product as uncharacterized. Bases 252 to 671 code for a protein of 139 amino acids. The transcript has a single exon. The record is from RefSeq and is a predicted model, not a curated record. NCBI's taxonomy places the organism in Eukaryota, Fungi, Ascomycota, Dothideomycetes, Mytilinidiales, Mytilinidiaceae.